GUCCUUAAUCGUCUUAAAUCAUCGUUGUUGUCUCAAACAACCUUGAAACAGCGUAGCAGCUACUAGAAAGCAGAGGACAAAAUGCUUAAUAUAUUGAACAAUGUUAUUGGUCCCAAGUAUGUUUCCAUUGUGAGAACGUGGGUCCCCACGUUGGCUGCUUGGGGCUCAACUGGUGGAGUGGCCCUAGUUUACUUCACUGACUGGAGGCUGAUUCUGGACUAUGUCCCCUACAUAAAUGGCAAAUUCAAGAAGGAUGAAUAGCUUUCCACGCAAUAAGCAUGGAUACGAGCAGGACCCGAUGAUACCCGGCGGAAGAGUUCUGAUUGAUACGGAGAGACGGUCUUCCAGUGGUGUCAUAUUGCAUGAUUGUUUUUUAAAAAACAAUUGUCAUUUUCAAUAAAUAAGAUGCAUAAAA
This is a messenger RNA of Sardina pilchardus (European sardine), 415 nucleotides long. Its product is annotated as cytochrome b-c1 complex subunit 10-like. Gene Ontology annotation, biological process: mitochondrial electron transport, ubiquinol to cytochrome c. The coding region runs from base 82 to 261 and encodes 59 amino acids. Lineage: Eukaryota; Metazoa; Chordata; Actinopteri; Clupeiformes; Clupeidae. Gene Ontology annotation, cellular component: mitochondrial inner membrane. The record is from RefSeq and is a predicted model, not a curated record. The transcript is spliced from 3 exons.